AUUAGGAGAUCCGGAAGAGAGCGGGCCUAAAAGGAAUGUUCCAUCACACCUCGAGGACUGUCAAGAGGUGCAUUAUUUCACAUCUCAAAUAUAUAUUUUUGACUGCAGGAAAUUUUCAUAAAAAGUAAGUCAUUUAGAUUAACAUGAAAGUAUCUACUACGCGCUCGCAGGAUGAAAUCCAUGCUGAAUUGAAAAACCAGUCCGAGCUCGACCAGUGCCAAAAUAAUUUUCGACACAAGCAGAGCCAGUAACUGGAACAGGAAAUACUUACAAUGAAUCUCUUCAUGUUUAGUACCUAGACAUCUAGCUAAGCUUGUUCUUCAUGUCUGUCAUUGUCUAAUAGAAAUAUAUCAUUCACUGCACCGUCUUUUCUGAUUCCACUGUUCUAUCACUGCAAAUUAAAAUGUUACAAGGUUUGAUGUCACAAAGAUCAGCAAUCAAGAAAAUGCUAGUAAUGUAGCUAAUUUACAAGCUAGCUAUGUCAAUGUUAUUUGUUUAAUCUCUCGCAUGUGCACUUGACAAGGCAGCACAUUUGAAUGACUAUUGUUGCUACAGUGGUCCAGUCGACCAGUCCAGCUAAUACACGCAGAAAUACUAGUUAACCACAUUGAAUACACAGCUGCCUGGAUUUUUUUCUUUCUUUCUAGCUGACGUUAGCUAAUUAAGCCAAUUGUCUUGCAUUUGUAUUAUGGACGUAGCUUUUCUAACGAAACACUCAAUCUACGUGUGUGGUGGUGCUGGCAGCCUUCAAUACUAUGACUACUCAUCGUCAAUGGGCAAUACAAUAAGUGACUAUUGUGGAACUUGGAAUCGCUAGAAUAGAUCGGUUAGCUGACAACACUGAAACAAUGCGCACGUUUCAAACGGGCCGAAGUCGUGAAUAGUUUUGACGCUGGAUGGCCAGAUCCGGAACAAGAAACUCCCGUGUGGGGAAUCAUGUGGAAGGCAGCAGCAGGUCAGUCCGUCACCGUGGCGGUGGAUGAUGGAGGUGAUGACUGGGAGACAGACCCAGACUUUGAGAAUGACGUUUCAGAGAAGGAACAGCGAUGGGGGGCCAAGACGGUGGAAGGCUCCGGUCACCAGGAACACAUUAAUAUCCACAAGCUGCGUGAGAACGUGUCAUCGGAGCACAGUGACCUGAGGCAGAAGGAGCAGGCCGCCAUGCCCAAGGCCUCGGAUGGCUAUGGGGGCAAGUUUGGUGUGCAGCAGGACCGCAUGGACAAAUCUGCGGUGGGCCAUGAGUACCAGAGUAAGCUCUCCAAGCACUGCUCUCAGACAGACACAUCCAAAGGCUUCGGGGGGAAGUUUGGAGUGCAGGGCGACCGUGUCGACAAGUCCGCUGUCGGGUUUGACUAUGCCGGGAAGACUGAGAAACACGCAUCGCAGAAAGACUACUCCACAGGGUUUGGGGGGAAAUACGGGGUGCAGGCAGACCGCGUGGACAAGACUGCAAUGGGCUUUGAAUACCAGGGCAAAACGGAGAAACAUGACUCCCAGAAAGAUUACACCAAAGGUUUUGGCGGGAAGUUCGGAGUGGAGACGGACAAGGUGGACAAGAGCGCCUUGGGCUUUGAGUACCAGGGCAAAACCGAGAAGCACGAGUCUCAGAAAGAUUACGUGAAGGGCUUUGGUGGCAAGUUUGGUGUGCAGACGGACAGACAGGACAAGUCGGCCCUGGGAUGGGACCACCAGGAGAAACUGCAGCUCCACGAGUCGCAGAAAGACUACUCUCAUGGGUUCGGAGGGAAGUUUGGCAUCCAGAAGGACCGAAUGGACAAGAGUGCAGGUAACUUUGAGGAUGUGGAGAAACCAAGCCCUGCCUACCAGAGGACCAAGCCUGUGGAAACUGCCGGCAGCAGCACGGGCAGCAUCAAGGCCCGCUUUGAGAACAUCGCCAAGCAGAACGAGGAGGAGGACAAGAAGCGGGCGGAGGAGGAGAGAGCUCGCCGCCAGGCCAAGGAGAAGCAGGAGCAAGAGGAGGCGUGGCGCAAGAUGGAGGAGACAGCUAAGGCCCAGCCUGCCUCCCCGUCUCCCGAGCCCAGCCUUACCGUUAGUCCCACCCCUCCUGUCCAGAAAGCCGCACCUUUGCCUGUACCUGCUCUUGCAGCUGCCGACCCAGUUUACCAGGACUCUGGUGUGUACGAGGAUCCUGCAGCAGAAGAGAAUGGGGAGGAGCUGUACGAGGCGGAGCCCACCUCCCGAUCCUCUGCUGAGCAGAUGUAUGAGGAGCCUCCCGUCCAGGAGGAGGCGCUCUACCAGAGUCCUGACGAGACAGGAGACGCCCAGACAUAUGAGUACGGUGAGGACUUGGGGGUAACGGCAGUAGCCCUGUAUGACUACCAAGCAGCUGGUGAUGACGAAAUCUCCUUCGACCCUGAUGACAUCAUCACUAACAUUGAGACUAUUGACGAGGGCUGGUGGAGGGGUGUGUGCCGGGGUGCCUACGGCCUCUUCCCAGCCAAUUACGUUGAGCUUCGGCAAUGAGCCCGCCCACUACACCAAACAGUCUCUCCCCAUCCCUCCAUCUCUUCUAAAUCCACUCUUGCGCUCUGUCAUAUUGUUGAUCACGGUGCAUCUUUCAAGUGUGCUCGACAUUCUCAGGUCUUUCAGCUGUCCCAGUCUUUCUUCCUUUCUCUCUCUCCUCUCCUUGGGAAGAGGCUUCAGGCUGAUCAAGGACUCAGAAUAAAAGGAGAAUCACGGACAACACUCACCCUGGCUCGGCUACGCAGUAGAGCGAGAGUAAGCGGGCCAGCCCAACUUUGACAGAAAGGCCUUUUUAUUGUAAAGCAAGUCAUCAGAAAAACACUACUCCCAUUAUAAUAUCUAGUUAUAUUCUUGGUUCUAUAUCAUGCCAGGCACUCUUGCUGCUUUGCCCCACUGGCACCUGUUAGUUAAUUUACUUAUAAAUUGAAAUGUUCCCUCGUUGACAUGUAUUCAAACUUCCAAGGUAUCGAUUGAGACCUGGCGGCUACAUUAUCACGCACAGUAUAGGUAUUACGAUCACCAAAGAUCGAGAUCAGAGGUGAUGUAGAAAUGAACACCAGGCUUUAUGUGCAUAUAGUGAAUUUGGGGUCCUCUUUUUUUUAUGACGAUAUGAAGUAGCUUUUAGAACAAGCUUGGAACUAGUAUGAUGUCAAACACAACUGGACAUUUUUUUAUUAUGUGUUGAUUAAAUAAUGCCACUUCCGGAAGUUGAUUGGGGAAUUAGCACUUUGGAUCAGUUUUGUAAUAGUACAGAUCAGUGGUGAAUUGAUUUGGUGUGUAGCUGGUUCGGAGAGAGGUCUGACAUAGUGCAUUGUCUGAGCUGCGGCGAUUUCUUUCUCUUUGGAACUCUAUUGUUUGCGGAGGUUGAGGAGGUGUUGUUGAAAACGGGAUGUUUGCCUGCAUUUGCUUAAUCAUGGGGCCAAUACGAUCACCGUAGAUGGUGUGAAUCUCUGUUGCGUCUCGUCUCCACCUCUUCUCAUUGUCAUGAAAGACACCAGAAAGCAUUAGAAGAAAAUAAACGGUAUAAUUGUCCUGCUUUUUAUUCACCUGCCCAUAGUCCUGCGGUAGAUCGUAUCAGAUAGCAUGCUGAAAGUAAAUGAUGUACAGAAAGGUGUUUUUAUGAUGCGCUGAGAAAUAUAUUGGGUAGAGAAAGUACCAGAUUUUCGAGUCGCUGCGUGUUCGAUGUGGACAAGACCUGUCUACAUCGGAAUAGAUCGGAGUCUAUCACGUGUUCUGUGUCAUGUCUGUUGCUUGUUCAUGUACUGUAUGUGGGACUUGGUAUAUUAUUAUGUCUGGGGCCACAUUGACAUCCUUAUCAUGACCAACAUGUGUACUAUUUGACUGAGUGACUGCAGAGUGAUAUUUAUUUAUAGGGGGCUAUAAGUACUAAAUAAAGCUCUGAAUAUUCAAUAUAUAAGGGAAUUUUGACUGGUUGUUUCUAAAAGGCCGAGUGAUUUAUUUUAACCGAUGACACUCACCCCAAUGUCACGGUGAUCUAAUGCAGUAGUGUAACAUCAGUAGGUGUGUGGGGAUGGGAUCUCAUCAAAUCAAUUAUUUGAGGUUUUAUAAUAAAAAAUGACCUUUUUAUAUUUGUUUAUUUCUACUUGCUCAAGUCGCCACAUUAUCUUGCUUGUUCUUUUUUUGUAAGUCAAUUGUUUGAAUAAACGUAUGGAUAGUA
This is a messenger RNA of Oncorhynchus kisutch (coho salmon), 4162 nucleotides long. RefSeq names its product src substrate cortactin-like. Gene Ontology annotation, molecular function: actin filament binding. Bases 937 to 2484 code for a protein of 515 amino acids. Gene Ontology annotation, biological process: regulation of actin filament polymerization; cell migration. NCBI's taxonomy places the organism in Eukaryota, Metazoa, Chordata, Actinopteri, Salmoniformes, Salmonidae. Gene Ontology annotation, cellular component: cortical actin cytoskeleton; site of polarized growth; plasma membrane. The record is from RefSeq and is a predicted model, not a curated record. The transcript is spliced from 15 exons.